AUGAAGUCUGAAAAUAAGCUAACUAAUGAAAACCACGGAGUAUGCCCCAAUGUAAUCAAACUCAAUAUCAAGCCUCCUAUACAAAAUGUAUUAGGCCAAUAUAAUAGAUUUUCAAACUCAUCUGACAGUGUAUUACCGAAAUCUCAACAAUCAACUCGAUCAUUUGUGCUAACUCCAAGGGCUCCAGAUGAACCCUAUGCAACAUCAAGUUCCUUUUAUCGAAAAAAAUCAAUAGUCACUGUGAAUAUCCCAUCUUUAGUUGCAGAGCCAGACAGCCAAAACUCAACCCGAAGUCACCGUGAAAUCCGAUUACAAUUAGCUUGAUAUUUAAAGUCUCUGGCUGCCGCAGCGCUAAAAUGCCCUUUUGGGCCAAACUAAUUCGCUAACGGAUCCAUACCUAAACAAAUGCCAACCCCGGCUGAGCCAUCUACCCAAGACUGGUUGCCUUGCCUCGCCUUUUACUGACUCAGCUCCUGCACGUGCUCAGCUAAAGGUUCCUUCCUUAGUGUGCUAUAUGGAGAAACCCUUAGUCCUCUUCUUGCCUUCAGACCAGUUACUCUGACUCUAUUCAAUCAAAGAUAAACCGCUGCUGCUGUGCAAAAGCUUUAGUAAAAGCCAAAUCCCAUAAAUAAAAUUUCAUAAGGGAGGCAGUAAGCAGAGCUAAUUUCUCUCGAGCUGAAUGCUAUUUUAUUUAAGCCACCAUGAAAUCCAAACUGAAACCUUCGAUGUAAGCACUCAAAACAGUGAAAGUUCUCUAAAAACCUAUAAAAAGCAUCACUCCCUGAGUGGCAGAAAAUUUUCUAUUGCCCAGCCAUCCAUAAUUAAAUUGCAAUUUCCGAAAAGACUUAAAAUAAAUGACAGUAAAAAGAAGUUUCGCCCACCAUUAAGUCUAAGAAGCAUUCAAAAAGAAAAUGCUGAAAUUCUUAUAGAGCAGAAAAGGUCAAGAAAAAUGUUAACUCCCACUUCUGUGACCAAAAAACGAUUGGAAAAUUCACAAUCCUCAGUGAGAGAAAAAAAAAUUAAUAUAAAAAAUUUUUGAUAUAUAAGUAAUAAUUGUUAUAAUAAAAUCUCUUACUAAUUCCGCAUUUUAAAACAUAAAUUUUAUAAUUAAAUUAUCAUUUCUUUCCAAUUUUUGAGAAUUAAACUUGAAAAAAAAUUAAUAUAUUAAUUUUUUGAACAAACUUUUUUUGUUCGAAGUAAGAGAUUUCGUUAAUGUAACGUUAGAAGAAAAAAGAAAAUUAUAUGAAAAAAAUUUGAGGUCAAAUAGAUCUCUUUCCAUGAAUAACGAUGAUUUUGGAAUGAACUCAUCUCAAAGCAAACCGUCAGUUUUUAAGCCAGAUGCAUUUUUAGGUCCGAACAAUGAUAAAAUAUUGAAUAGGAUUUUGGGAAAAAUCAAAGCACAAAUUGUCCCACUUAAUCACAAGCAUAUAAAAUCAAUUAAUUAA
This is a messenger RNA of Blepharisma stoltei, 1445 nucleotides long. The record is from the annotation of a GenBank genome assembly. Lineage: Eukaryota; Ciliophora; Heterotrichea; Heterotrichida; Blepharismidae.